GUGGGUCAUCCUUUCUCCGUUCCUGCGACAGAUCUGAUGAGCUUUGGGGGGAAAAGAACUGAACCCGGGCGAACCUUCUUCGCUAGAAAAGUUGAAGAUUCCCGGGGAAGUUGGCAUCUAGACCAGAGACACAGAAACUCAGGGAAGUAUACCUCCAUCACAGUGAAAUAUUGCAGCUUCAUCUGUGUUUCUAAAUCCCAUAUUCAGAAUGUUCAAGGAAAGCAUGACGUUGGCCAAGGCUACCAAGGAACUGAAGCAGGAAGACACCUGCCACCUGUGCCAGAAGCUGAUGACGGAGCCCGUGAGCAUCACCUUAGGGCACAUUUAUUGUCAGGGGUACAUAUUGAUGUUCACUGAGGAACAAGCAAAGGUGAAAUCAUCCCGGGGGUCACUCGGCUGUCCCCUGUGUUCCUUACCAUUUCAAGUGGAGAGUAUCCGCCCUGUAAAACAGCUCAGCAGUCUCAUUGAGAUCAUCAAGGGCAUGCAAUGUGAAAAUUUGAAUGAGGAACACAGAGAGCAACUCCACCUGUUCUGUAAAGACGAAGAACAGCUCAUCUGCUGGCACUGUGAGCGGACACAGCACAAAGGACACAGCACCUGUAGCUUUUGUGGAAGACGUCUGCCAAGGCUACACAGGUAUUUUGGACAGUGGGAGAAUUUUGAUUCGAACAUAUAGGAAACUCCAUCAGUGUAAGUAAGCAUUAAAACUGUCUAUGUCCUUUCCACAGAAGUUCCACUUCAUCCUGAAUUUGGUAGCUCACAGAAGGAGAGGUAAAGCACAAAGGAAAGGUUAAAGAUAAACAUGGAGGAUUAGGGGUGUUCGUAAGAGCACUGUAAGCCUCUCUGGGGUGAGGAAAAGAGAUAAUGAACUGAUGAAGCCUAAAACACUUUGUGUUAAUAUCCAGCAAUCUAUGAUAGAAUAUCUGGGCUCUUUCUGUAUCUUGACUGUUGUACCACACAUUGCAGUGAACAUAGGUGUACAAAUAUCUGUCCUCCAUAGAGACAGAAAAGAUGAUGAUCCCACCAGUAGUAAAUGAGGGUUUCUGUUUUGCCACUUACCCACCAACACUGGUUGUUUCUAGUGAUCUAUCUUUCUUUUCUUUCUUUCUUUCUUUCUUUCUUUCUUUCUUUCUUUCUUUCUUUCUUUUCUCUUUUUUUUGAAUCACUUGAGAUACACAGUUACAAAGCUGUUCAUGAUUUGGUUUCAGUCAUACAAAGUUCUAACACCUGUCCCUUCACCAGUAUGUAUUUCCCACCAUAUGUUUCUUUUUCUUGCUUAAUUGCUGUGGCUAGGACUUCUAGAAUUAUAUUGAAUAAUAGUAGAGAAAGUGACAUCUUUGCCUUGGGCCUGAGCUCAGAGGGAAGGUUUUUAGUUUCUCACAGUUGACUAUGAUGUUGGAGGUGGACUUUUUAUAACUGGCAGUUACCAUGUUGAGGUAUAUUCAUUCUCUCUAUCCCGUUUUUGUUGAGGUUAAUUUUUUUUUCAUGAGUGGAUGUCGAACCUUGUCAGAAUCUUUGUAUGCAUCUGUUAAUGUGAUCAUAUGAUGACACAUCAACUGCCAGACACCAGCAAUCAUGACCCCUUGGUGAGACUCAAUGCCACCUAGACCUUGUUGCUAAGGUAGUAGGUUUUAGCCAUUCACGAAUCCCAUUGUGUCACGUAUUACUAUAUUAUUGGUAUAAUAUUAACACUUAUAUUAAUGCCUAUAUUAAUGCUCAUAUAUUAAUGCUUUUCUUCCAGGAAUGACUUGGCAGCAGGGAACUUGGAACUUUCUUCCAGUUCAAAUGACACAUGAGAAAAUAAUAUUACAGCAACUGAACUAGCUUUCUUUUGUGUGUGUGGGGGGAAGGGGUAUAUAAUAAAAUACA
Sorex fumeus (smoky shrew) is the source of this 1869-nucleotide messenger RNA. RefSeq names its product E3 ubiquitin-protein ligase TRIM38-like. Gene Ontology annotation, molecular function: zinc ion binding. The record is from RefSeq and is a predicted model, not a curated record. The coding region runs from base 209 to 676 and encodes 155 amino acids. Lineage: Eukaryota; Metazoa; Chordata; Mammalia; Eulipotyphla; Soricidae. The transcript is spliced from 3 exons.